Symbiodinium sp. CCMP2456 is the source of this 300-nucleotide messenger RNA. Lineage: Eukaryota; Dinophyceae; Suessiales; Symbiodiniaceae. The record is from the annotation of a GenBank genome assembly.
GACAAGUACAUUGUCACUGGGCCGAGCAGGUUUCCAAAUCCCGAGAAUUGGGACAUUGGCAAGGCCGACGCGUCAAACUUGGAGGACAAGCGUCUCAUCAUGCUUGCAGUGGCCAGCAACCAGGAGAUAUACCACACCAUCAUCGAGAAGGCGGUUCUGAUUCGAAAUCAUCAUGUCCCAGAGGAGGACCAUGAGAAGUGCGGGAAUCCCGCACGGUGGAUGGCGCGAAGUUUGGGCAGUGCGAGCCACGCAACUGCUGCCAUCUUGCCACCCACACUGACUCGACAUGCCUCGGCGUGA